Molecule: messenger RNA, 3041 nt
Organism: Podospora pseudocomata
Lineage: Eukaryota; Fungi; Ascomycota; Sordariomycetes; Sordariales; Podosporaceae
Gene: GAS4
Product: Glycolipid anchored surface protein 4 precursor
Exons: 3
Coding region: 1027-2490 (487 amino acids)
Biological process (GO): fungal-type cell wall organization; fungal-type cell wall (1->3)-beta-D-glucan biosynthetic process
Cellular component (GO): plasma membrane
Molecular function (GO): 1,3-beta-glucanosyltransferase activity
Source: RefSeq, a predicted model, not a curated record
ACUGGCUGUGUUCAUCACAUCUCAUCUCAUCAACUCAUCUUGAAUUGACAACUGAGAUCACGACCGGCCAUGAACAAAAGCUCACAAGGCGAUCUUCUCGAAGCAAAGACAAGCCAAUCAGCACCCUGCUGCCGCUUCAUUCUGAGACGCCGCUCCAAGACCAAGUGAAACGCUCGGCAAGUGGAGAUUCGCAGCGCGUCGAGAGAAACGGCUUCUGUCCCAACGGUUUUGAUAUCAAAAGAAAAACGAUCUGCACAAUCGCUUGGCCGGCGUCAACUUCUCCAGGUGCCGCAUUCUGACUUCAUCAUCUGUUCCUCCGGACGAGGGGUAAAAAAGGUUAAACGGGGGACCCUGAAGAUCUGUUCUCGGUUUGUGCCGCUCACCGACUUUACUCUCUCGAUACGAGCAGGUGGUGCACAGUCAGGUCACAGUCAUUUUUCAUUGCGGAGAGCCAUCGACAUUACGGCCUAGGUAGAGCAUAAAUUGAACCCGUAAUAACUCAAUCUCGACAAAAAAAGAGGCCUAGCUCCAGCACAAGAACCCCUGAGCGGCUCCAGGACAGGCGGUGAACAGCCAAUGAAGUGAAAGUCGACCCCCCCUGAUGCUGUGGUACCUGUGGGGGCUGCCAUCUUGUGCCGCUAGGCCCGACCUGGCUCGCAUCACCGGGGGCUGGCUUUCCUUCAAGAUGUUGCCCCUUCCCCGUGUUGUUUUCUGCGACCUGCUUCUCCUCCUGAGCCACCAUCUCGUGUUUCCGUUGUUGGGAACCAAGCCAGCCUCUUCAGGUCAAAACCAUCUUGCAUACCAACUGGCAGGAACGGGCCUUCCUGUCAUUCUAGUCACUCCUUUGACACAACAUUUUGAACCACUAUUUGCUUUGAGCAACUUGUUUUGCUCGUACUCGCUCCACGCGCGCGCAGACAAAACCCAGACAACCAAGUUUUCUAACCACCACAUUCCAACUUUUUCCGAGUUCCAACCUUUCAAACCCAACCUGUCUCAGUAAUACUAACUAAAGCCCCCGCAACCAUGCUUAUGCAAUCCGCGCUCCUGGCGCUCGGCGCCACCGCCGUCGCCGCCCUCCAGCCCCUCGAGGUAAAGGGCCAGGACUUCGUCAACCCCAAAACCGGCAACCGCUUCCAAAUCGUCGGCAUGGCCUACCAGCCCGGCGGCUCGGCGGGAUACGACCCCAAGAAGAAGCGCGACCCCCUCUCGGACCCGGACGUCUGCAUGCGCGACGCCGCCCUCCUCCAGAUCCUCGGCGUCAACGCCAUCCGGGUCUACAACCUCAACCCCGACCUCAACCACGACGAGUGCGUCUCCAUCUUCAACGCCGCGGGGAUGUACAUGCUCCUCGACGUCAACUCCCCCAUGCCGGGCGAGGCCCUGACCUCGUUCGAGGUCUACAAGUCGUACUACGCCUCGUACCUCAACCGCACCUUCGCCGUCGUCGAGGCCUUCAAGGACUACCCCAACACCUUGGCUUUCUUCUCCGGAAACGAGGUCAUUGACAAGGAGGAGACGACCGAGUUUGUUCCUUCCUACGUCCGCGCGGUCACUCGCGACUUGAAGAAUUACAUCAAGAACUGGUCUGACCGCAAGAUCCCCGUGGGUUACUCUGCCGCUGAUGUGCGCGAGGUUCUGUGGGAUUCGUUCAACUACUUUACCUGCUCGCUUCAGGGCGACAAGGACGACAUGUCGAUGGGCGACCUCUUUGCGCUCAACUCGUACUCUUGGUGCGGCGACUCGUCGUUUACGGAGUCGUCGUUUGACAAGCUGGUGGAGGGCUUUGAAAACACCCCCGUGCCCGUCUUCUUUUCCGAGUUUGGGUGCAACACCCCCUCCCCUCGCAUCUUCACCGAGAUCGGCAGCAUUUACGGCGCGGACAUGUACGACGUUUUUGCCGGCGGUAUCGUGUACGAGUACACCCAGGAGCCUAACAACUACGGCCUUGUCAACAUGACCGAGGAGGGCCCGGCUACCCUGAUGAGCGAUUUCUACUCUCUCCGGGAUCAGUAUGCGAAGCUUGACUUUAAGAAGCUGCAGAGCUUGAAGCCAAAGGGCAGCACGCCUAAGCCGGUGAGCUGCAGUCCCAAACUGAUCACGGUUGAUGGGUUCCAGAACAACUUUACGCUGCCGGUGCUGCCUCCGGGGGCGAAGGAGAUGAUUGACAAUGGAAUUGAGAACAAGCCGAAGCCGGGGAAGCUGGUGGAGAUCAAGGACUGGAAGGUCAAGUAUGAGGUUCGGAACGCGGACGGGACGGUGAUUAAGGAUUUGGCUGUUAAGCCUUUGGCGGAUGAUGAGGUUAAUGCCCCCGGUUCCAACACUGCUAACCUCAGCGCUGGGUCUGGGUCUUCUGGAUCUUCCGGCUCGCAGGGCAGCACCAACGGUGGUGAUGGUGAUGACAAGGAGAACAGCGCUGCUGGCCAUGGGGUCGGUGGUGGUGUCUUGGCUCUCGUGAUGGGUGUUGCUGCUUUGGUUGCUGCUUUCUAAAGUGGAUUUAACCUGUCAUCAUGUUUGUUUGGCUUUUUUUCUGGUGGAAACUUUUGGUCGGCUAUGAUGAUACCUGUUGUGUGUGUGUGUGUGUGUGUGGUAUAGUUGGUUUUUUAGAGGAGGAGGGGGGGGGAGGAGCAGGAAGUUGUUUGUAUCUAAUGCUUGGUGUGUUUUUUUCUUUUCUUCUUUCUGGCACAAAACACAAGUUGAAAAAAAAAAAACGAUGGGAACACACACCGUAUGAUACCCCUGUUUUGCGCCGUUGUUUUCUUUUUGAAGCGUGGAGCCUGGUUGAUAGAGGGGUUGGAUGGGGGUGGUUUGUUGUAUAUAUUUCGUUUCUGCAAUUUGUGGUGGAGAGAUUGAUUUUCUGUUGUAUGAAGGUGGAUUCUGUCGAUAUUUCUGAUGGUGGCGGCGGUUGGAAAUGGAGGUUGCACAAAAGAAAGUUAAAGUUGCCUGGGGAGAUUUUAAAGAUGAUGAUUCUGGUAACGAGCUGUGUUGGUUUAGAGUAGAAGAAGAGGAAGAAAGAAUGUAUAUCAUGUGUACCGUACCCC